Messenger RNA from Lodderomyces pseudojiufengensis, 1689 nucleotides. It is a transcript of the gene WOR2, whose product is annotated as Zn(II)2Cys6 transcription factor WOR2. The record is from RefSeq and is a predicted model, not a curated record. NCBI's taxonomy places the organism in Eukaryota, Fungi, Ascomycota, Pichiomycetes, Serinales, Debaryomycetaceae. The coding region runs from base 1 to 1689 and encodes 562 amino acids. Gene Ontology annotation, biological process: regulation of DNA-templated transcription. The transcript has a single exon. Gene Ontology annotation, molecular function: DNA-binding transcription factor activity, RNA polymerase II-specific; zinc ion binding.
AUGACACAAUUGCCUUCUGUAUCUGAAUUAAUACACUCAACCAAAAAGAAUUCUUCAAACAAAGAAGUAAAUUCAGAUUUUGAUAAUACUUUUAUAAAUGAAAGGCAAUUACCAAAUACUAUAAAUGAUGAUGUCAAUAAUGGACAAGUAUUCCGAGAUAAUUUAAACAAACCACCUUCCCCUUCACAACCACCUAACCAACCCAUAUUUACCCAUCAACGACUACCUUCAGUUUCAAAUACGAUUUCAUCGACAUCUUCAUCUGCAUUUCCAAACCCUUCACCAUAUCAACUUUCUAAUAUUUCAUCUGCUAACAAUAACUUGUUUUCAAAUAGACCAUUAUAUUCAAAUCUGAAUGAUAAUUCGCGUACUAUUUCACAACCUUUGAGGAGAUCAACAGAAUCCGCAAUUUAUGAUCAUUCAUCAUCAACCUCAAGUACCAAUUUCAACAAAAGACCAUCCAUUGGCACUGUUGGGUCUGGCUCAAUUCAUCAGGGAAUCACCUCAAAUAAUCAAGAUCAUGCACAAAUAAUACUACCUCAACCACAACCUCAACUUCAAUUUCAUGGUCAUACCACUUCGAAUGAUUAUAUUCCACAAAUUUCACCAACAACAACAAUACCACCUAAUCAUCAACAUGAAUAUAAAAAAUCAAGUCCAAUAACGUUGUCACCUAAAAGUCAAAAAAUACCUCAGCAAAAUGCACCAAUUGAAAAUAUUACAAAUGAAAGUUUCAGAAAUAUUAAUCAACAUAAAAUGAUUCGUUCCACUUCUUAUAAUAGUAUCUCCUCCAAUCAUAAUUUUAGUCAAAAUUCAUCUCAUAAUUUUGGACACCACUUCAAUCAACCGCAGCAUCAAAAUGAGACAAAAUUCAACCAUUCGAGCCGUCAAGCCAGUAUUGAUCAUUCUAAUCGACUUUCCACAAACCGUCAUUCAUACAUACCUGUCUCAUAUUCUCAUUCACAGUCUCAACAACAACAACAACAACAACAACACCAAAAACGUUACAGUAUACAUUUUCCAACGGAAUCAAAUACACCAACUUCAAUUUCAAAUUAUCAAGCUUCCCAACAAUUACCGCAACAGGCACCUCAUCAAUUUCCACCUUUUGCUUCACAAUCAUCAUCAACAGCUGCACCUCAACCACCACCACCUUAUUUUUAUAAUCAACAAAUGCAUCAACAAUCAAAUAUUCAUCCCUUUCCACAUCAAUCUAAUUCCUAUGAUCAACAACAACAUUUUCAACAAUUACAAUUACAAAAACAACCUCCCAACAAUUAUCCUUACAAUUAUACAUCUCAAAAUUUAUCUAUACAACCUCAUCAUAUACAUCCUCCAUCUUCUCAUAAUAUACCAUUACCACCACAAUCUCAUCAUUCUCAACAACUACAUCAACAUCAUCCACCACAACAAAAUCAAUUAAUGAUGGCAGAAGAAGAAUUAUUAAUUCAAGAUGAAAAUAAUGCAUUAAUGAAUAAAAGAAAAAUUAUAAAAAAAAGAACAAGAACUGGAUGUUUAACAUGUAGAAAAAGAAGAAUAAAAUGUGAUGAAAGGAAACCAAUGUGUUAUAAUUGUGAAAGACUGAAAAAAGUAUGUUUAGGUUAUGAAAAUUUAGAAAAUAAUAACUCUUCAUCAAAAAAGAAAAAAUUUAGAGAUACAAGUUUAGAUUUACCAAUGUUUCCACAAUAA